GGUUCAAACGGCACGAAGAUGGCCACCGCGCGAGAAGCCCUCGGCGCGCGGUGACGACAACAAACAACCGAACAACAACAAACAACCGAACAACAACCAAACAACAGCCGAACACAACAAGUAGACGAGGGAUGGCGGCGCACCACCAGCUGGUGUUCCUGGUGGAGGCCGCGUCCGCCGCGGAGGCCGCGCGCGCCGCGGUGCCGCGGCUGCUGGGAGCGCUGCGCCGGCGCCUCGGGCCGGACGCCGUGAGCUGGGGCCUGGGCCGCACGCCGCACGCCGCCUCGGCCUCCUCCUCCUCGGCCUCCUCCUCCUCGGCCUCCUCAGCCUCAGUGUCGUGUUCAGCUGCCGCGGCUUCUCUGGUCGCGUGCCGCGUGCGCGAGUUCAGAGACGUGAGCAGCCGCGCGUUGCAAGCGCUGGACGCGGAGCUGGGGGCGCUGAGCCGCGGGACUGGUGGAGGCGGUGGAGGUGGUGGCGGUGAUGGAGGCGGUGAUGGUGAUGGAGGCGGUGAUGGUGGUGGUGAUGGAGGCGGUGGAGGUGGCGGUGGUGGAGGCGGUGAUGGUGAUGGAGGCGGUGCUGGAGGCGGUGGUGGUGGAGGCGGUGAUGGAGGAGCCGCAAGAGCCGGCGCGAAUGGUCGAGGCUGCCGAGUUUGUCUUGGCGGUGGCGACGGCGCGGCCGGUGGUGUGUGUGGGCCCGCUCGAGACCGUGACGAGGGCCGCAGUGGUCGCGGCUGCGUCCGGGGCUCCGACGCUGCCGGCGACUCCGCUGGGAAAGUUCCGUUCGGUGGGAUCGGGCCCCUCCGUGCCGCGCUGCGAGAGGCGCUGCUCGGCUUCCCGUGGGACCGGCCUCUCAUCGCUUCGCCCGUGAAGACGGCGGCGAAGAGGAGAGCGAACGGGCAGAGGCGAGACGGGGGCGACGACGAGGAGUCGGGCGAGGCCACGAAUCUUCUGCUGCUGCUCGCGCCGUGUCCGCAAAGCCGCGAGGCGCUCGCCGCCUUCCUGGGGCCCGGGGUCGAGGCUCGAACGGCCCUCGGGAACCUCCUGGCCACGAGCGGAAGCAUUCGGCUGCACUGGAUAGACACCACGACUCUGGCGGAGGUGCUGGGCAGCCCGGACCGCGAUGGUGCGGCAAUGGUGGCAGAAGCCCUGAGGCCAAGCGGCAGCCUCAUCCCGCUGGAGGCCCUGCUGCUGCUAGCGGGUGACGGGCACCACCAGGACGGCACGGAGACGGAGCCGGUGCCGAAACUGCUGCCGCGGAAUGGUGCCGGUGGGAGCGCCGGCAAGAAAAUGUGGCGACGGUGGCUCACGGCGGACACGACCUUCCCUGCGCCGGCGCUGCUGGGUCACUACCUCACCAAGGGGGGUCGCCCCGCCAAGCCGGCUGCUGCACCGCUGGUGCCGCUCGUCGUCAGAGAUGCCGGCGGCGCCGACCGCCUUUGCUGCAGCCUGUCCUUGGUGCUCGCCACUGCCGCGUCGUCGCCCCCAUCGCCCGUCCGCCUGCUCCUGCGUGGGACUGUGGAGCGGCCGGCGCUGGGCGCGGGCGGCCUGGGCGUGACACGAGCCUGGGUGGCGUGUCCUGAUGGGGAGGGUAGUGCCGACGCCGCCACCGCCGGCGCUACGAUGGGGGACGUGGCGUCUCGGGAGGAGUUCAGCUUCCCUGAGACGAUGAGAACUCUCGCCUCGCUGGAUUUACUCCUGGUGGUGGAGGUGCUCAUGACGGGGUGCGCUGUGCCUGCGCUCGGCCUGCUCUACCCAGCCACCCCCACUGCGGCGCUGCUCUGCCUCAUCCGGUGCGACCGCACGCUGAGCCCGCAGCACGGACACUCCCAGCGGCAGGAGCGGCAGGGGGACGUUCCACCCAUCCCCCCGUUCCAGCCUGACGCCCGUGGGGAAGAGUCGCUCCUCGGCUGCCUCGAGCGAGCGGGCGGCGGUUCGCAGCCCGACUGGAGGACGUUUCUCUCGGCUGCCACUGACCCCGAGCCUGGGUUGCCAGACUUCUUUGCGGGAGAAGCAGUGGGCGGUGGUGGAGGCGGUGGCGCUUGCGUGGUGGAGGAGCGCUACCCGGAGCUCGCGGGGGCCAGCGCGGCACUGGCGCAGGCGUGCCGGUCCCUCGCGGUGGCGGAGGAGGCUGCGGGAGGUGUUCCCGCGCGUGGCGAUGGCGGCCGCUCCGACCCGGGCAGCGCCGAACUCGCGCUGAUGCUCGGCGCGCUGUACAGCUCGGCGUGCGAGGAGGAGGGGCAGGGCGCGUUUGAGCGGCGUGAGGAGCAGGGUAAGGUGCGCACGCCGGUGCGGCAGAAGCUGAAGACGCAGAACCGCGCGCUGCAGAUGGUGAACGUCGCUCGGAUCAACGUGCGCUCCCAGCGCUGCCGGGUCGAUGCCGACGACGCCGCCGUCCCCCCCACGGGCUGCCGCCGCCGCUCCGGCAAGAAGCCGGCGCUCUCCAGGAAGGAGCUCGAUUUUGAGGACGAGGACGCGAUGGCGUCUCGCCUGAGCCAGGACUACGUGCUGCACGUCGCUGACGAGGGCCGGGCGCUGCCGGCGUUCGCCAGCAGCGCCGUCGCCAUCGUGUGCCGCUUCCUCAAGGCCCAGGGCUCAAGCGACAUCGAGCGCCGGUGUGCCACUCUGCUGCGGGACAAGCUGCUGCGCGACGGGCGGCAGCUCCGGCAGCGGCGCUCGGGGGGCGGCGACGACGACGACCGCGACGGUGUCAGCAGCAGCCCGCGGUCGCGCACCCGAGAGUGCUGCCUGCAGUCACUGCUGCGCCUCGAAAUGCAGGCGCAGUUCCGCUCCCUCGAGUGCGACGACGACAACAUUGUGGACGAGGUGACCGACUUGCUGAGGACGAUCUCGCUCACGACGGACCCUGGCUUCCUCAACAAGUUCCUGAGCGAGGAGGUCCUGGAUCGGUUCGCGAGCCGCGUCCCUAGGGUGCUGGGAGCCCUCUACUCCAACCUGGGGCAGGAUGUCCCCCGCAGCCUCCGCCAGAUGCUGCCGGACGACUUCUUCAGCGAGGACUCGCCCUCGCAGGAGGACGAGGACGACGAUGACGGAGGAGCGGCGGUGGCGCCGGCGAGUGGCGGCGGCGGGGAUCUUUCCGUGUCGUCGUCGCACCGCAGCGAGAUCGGCGAGCGCCGGAGUCGCAGCCGGGCGCUGGUGCGGCACCCCAGCGUGUGCGAGGCGGUGCAGAGCCGGCGCCAGAUCGAGGUGCCGAGCCGUGCGGUGAGGAAGGAGAGAUCGCUCCGGAGUGGCUCGUCCGCCUCAUCCGCCCCGGUCCCCACCGCUCCGGACGCAGCGAAGGCCGAGACGUCCGAAGACGUCACCACCAAGGUGCGGAGGAGUCUGUUCAGCCAGGAGCUCGGCUCGCCGGGGCGCAAGCGGCCGCGCUCCCAGCAGCAGCACGGACGCCCCGGCUCCUCGAGAGGCGCUGUGAAGCUGCUGACGCGGCAGGUGGCGGAGACGCCGUCGCACAAGCAGUGCUCCCAGCGGCUGCUCAAGGCGCAGGUCAAGGGCAGGGAGCAUGGUGCGUGCGACGGCGCCAGCGUCACCGUGGUGCAGGAGUCUCCGUGCAAGCCUCUCCACCGAGCCGCGGGCACCCAGGACGUGCGCCGCAGCCCGCGGCUCCACUCGCGCCGCUCCUCCUUCUACGCCGCCUCUCAGCCGCUCUCUCGCGCCGCCGCCUCCGUCUCAACGCAGGAGGCCGCCGCCGCCACGCAGGGCAGCCAGGCCGGCAGAGAACGCUCCAUGUCGCCGCGUAAGGCCGCCGCCUCCUCCUCCGCAGCUCCGUCUCCACGCAAGCUGCUGUUUGCGGCGACCCAGCAGAGCCCCGACGCCAUCGCCUCCGACCCACGGCCGUCCCGGCAUCUCGCCGGCGGGGCCUUCCAGCGGGACGGCGCCCUCCUGGGCCGCGUGCGCAGCCCCUCGAAGCUGUCGCGCCGCCUCUUCGCCCCGUCGAGCGCCAGCGCCGCCGCCACCACAACCGGGCCGCGGCCGUCCGCCGGCCCCUCCGGCCCCCCGCGCGCCAGCGCCGCCAGGAGCCGGCGCUCGCGCCGCACUCCCUCCAAAGUGCGGUUCGAAUCGAGCUCGACGACGACGACGACGGAGCCGCCGCCGCGGUCACGCAGCCCCCGCACGCCGUCGCGGGCGCCGGGGCGCGCCGACGACGACGGCGGCCCGGCACCCUCCCCGCCCGGCACGCCGCCCCCCUGCCGCAGCCCCCGGUUCUCGCGAGGCUUCCCCUGCACCCCCGGCACCCCCGGGACCCCCGGGACCCCCGUGUCCUCUACAAGAUUGCCCCGCCGCCUGACCCCCACGCCCCAGACUCCUCGCAGCGGUCGCGUUCCUGGAACCCCCGAGACCCCCGGUGUGGGGCACGUGGCGAGGACCCCUCGCACCCCUCGUACCCCACGCACCCCUCGUACCCCUCGUACCCCUCUCACCCCUCGCACCCCUCGUACCCCAUGUACCCCACGCACCCCUCGUGCCCCUCGCGCCGUGUCGAUGGAGCGUGGCGUCGUCCCCUGGACGCGUCCACGCCAGUCUCCCGGCGGCGGCGGGAGGCGGGCGCCGGCUCGGUGCUUGCCGCGAACGCGCAGCGAGUGCUCGGACCUGCUGCGCUCGCCCCUGAUGACCCCGGCCAAGAGGCAGCUGGCGCUUCCGCCAGAGUUCCCCGGCGGAGUCGGAGAGGGGCGCGACGAGAGGCCCGCGCCGAAGACGCCAAAGGAACGACCGCCAGCGCCGCUCGGAGGCGACGCCGCCGCCGCCGCCGGCAAGACGCUCGCGAGGGGCUCACGGGAAUCGCCGCCGACGCCUCCACGCGUGCCGGAGCACGGAGUUGGGACGGCGUCACGGGCGCCAGCACCGGAGAUCAGGAGGUCUCCCAGGAGGUCUCCCAGGAGGUCUCUCGGGAUGUCUCCCGGGAGGUCUCCCGGGAGGUGCCCGAGCGGAGGGGGCGCCGGCGCUGGAAGCCGCGUGGAGACGGCGCGUGGAGACGGCAGGAGGAGUGGCUCGGCCGACCGAGGGGCGGCAGAAAGGGGUGCGGGAGAACGUGGACAGGAGCCGGAUGGUUUCGCUUCCAGAAACGCUGCGAGAGGGGGGAGAUGGAGCGAGGAGGAGGAUGUGGAGGAUGAGGAGGAUGAGGAGGAGGACGCGUUGAACGAGAUGACGCUUUCCUCGUCGCCCGCCGGUGCCGGGAGCCUCGCGUCACCCGAGUGGGAGUUGGCGUCGCCGCGCGGCAAGCGAGAGGGCGUGGGCGUGCGCCUGCGCCGAAAGCCGACGGGCGCCGGCGGGGCGCCGGCGGAGACCUUGCUGGAGCCGCCGCGGCCGUCGCCGCUUCUUACCCCCCCCGGCGGCGGCGGCAGCUACUCCCUGCGGCUCACGGUGGACCGGAGGCAGCGGCGCGCCGAGGCCUUGCAGUCCUCGCCGGCGGCGGCGGUGGCCGCUGGCGCCUGGCACCCAAGCGCCACUAAGGACGCUCGACGCCAGUGCGAGGAGGAACCGUCGCCGCCGGCGCUGCUGCCGCGGGGCUCGGGGCCGCUCGAGCCGCGGCUGAAGCGCGCCGGCUCGUGGGAAUUGAACGAGGACGGCCGGGACCGACCGCGGGCACCGGUCGACGACGACACCGCCGCCGCCACAUCUCACCACCGCUGCGGCCGGCACUCGUCGCACCGGCGGCUGGCGGAGGCCGGGGAUCAACGUACGCCGCCGUCGUGCCGCGUGCGCCGAGCCUCGGCCUCCCCGAGCCCGCGCCGCGUGCAGACUCGCAUCUGCCACGCGCUCACGCCGCCCGCGUCGUCCUCCACGCCCCCGCAGAGCGCCGGCAGCGCCGCGAGCGCCGCGUCGCCCGCGCAGAGUCCAGCCAUCCGGCGGUGGCCUCGCAAGAAGCGGGCGGGCGGCGGCGCUUCUCCCGCGGCCCCCGGACUCAAGCCGGCGCCGUGGGACGGCGGGCUCGGCGCGGCGGAGGCGGACGGCGUGUUUGCGCUGCCCGACAGCUCCCCGCCGAGGGAGGCGACGUGGGGAGCCCGGUGGAGCGGCGGUGCCGGAUACGGCCUGGGCUCCCGGUGGGGCGGCUCCGGCGGCGCCGGCUUCGGCCUGGGCUCCAGCAGGAAGAGGCGAGCCGGCCGCUGCCUCUCUUCCCCGGUGGAAGAGGAGGAGGAGGAGGGCGGCGACGCCGCGGUGCCGUGGGCGGCGCCGCAGUUGGCCAAGCGGCCGCGCUCGGAGACGGAGCGGGGCUGGUCCUCCCCGAGAGGGAGCGCCGCCUUCUCGUUUACCGCCACCGCCGGCGGCGCCGCCGGCGGCAGCGACGACAACGUCUUCUCGAGCCCCGCAGGUGGGUGCCAGGAGGGCCGGCGCACGGGGAUCAGGGGCUUGACCGGCUGCUCGACGGCUCUUGGCACGAAUUGGCCAGGGGACGGCCGAGGCGCCGAUGGGUUCUGAAAUCUG
Molecule: messenger RNA, 6437 nt
Organism: Lethenteron reissneri (Far Eastern brook lamprey)
Lineage: Eukaryota; Metazoa; Chordata; Hyperoartia; Petromyzontiformes; Petromyzontidae
Product: treslin-like
Biological process (GO): regulation of DNA-templated DNA replication initiation; mitotic DNA replication checkpoint signaling; DNA replication
Cellular component (GO): nucleus
Molecular function (GO): chromatin binding
Source: RefSeq, a predicted model, not a curated record